Molecule: messenger RNA, 2002 nt
Organism: Rubroshorea leprosula
Lineage: Eukaryota; Viridiplantae; Streptophyta; Magnoliopsida; Malvales; Dipterocarpaceae
Source: the annotation of a GenBank genome assembly
GUUAUCAUUCCUCCUCUCUCACCCCCCUCCGAUAUAUUGGACAUUACAGCUCUUGGGUUGAACUCAUUUGAAUCCAAUCUACAAUUUUCCAUCAUUUUCCUGAGAAAGUCCAACCAGGAGUGAAAGCAUUCCUAAUUUUUUUUUUUUCUUCUUCGAGCCUUCAUUCUUAUUCUUAUUCUUCAGCAUCAAGAUCCAUCCUUUCGGAAUUCCAGAUCCUGUUCUACAAGAAUUUAUUGCUAGAAUGGAUUUAGCUUACAACAACGGUCACUUGCUGACUAGCAAUGGAGAUAUAAACAAGCCCUUCAAGAUCUUUGUAGGUUAUGAUCCACGUGAAGACCUUGCAUACGAGGUCUGUCGCCAUUCCAUCUUGAAGCGGUCUUCAAUACCUGUUGAGAUCAUACCCAUUGUUCAAUCUGAUCUCAGGAAGAAGGGCCUUUACUGGCGUGAAAGAGGCCAACUGGAGAGUACUGAGUUUUCCUUUUCUCGAUUCUUAACACCAUACUUGGCCAAUUAUGAAGGUUGGGCUAUGUUUGUUGACUGUGACUUCCUUUAUUUGGCUGACAUCAAGGAGCUGAGGGACUUAAUUGAUGAAAAGUAUGCAAUAAUGUGUGUUCAUCAUGAUUACACUCCCAAGGAGACAACAAAAAUGGAUGGAGCUGUGCAAACUGUGUAUCCAAGGAAGAAUUGGUCUUCCAUGGUGCUUUAUAACUGUGGCCAUCCAAAGAACAAAGGGUUAUUGCCAGAGGUUGUCAACACUCAAACUGGUGCUUUUCUUCAUAGGUUUCAGUGGCUUGACGAUGAUGAAAUUGGGUCUAUCCCAUUUGCCUGGAACUUCCUUGAGGGCCACAACAAGGUUGAUGAGAAUGACCCAACAACUCAACCAAAAGCAAUACAUUAUACCCGUGGAGGGCCAUGGUUUGAAGCUUGGAAGAACUGUGAGUUUGCAGAUCUUUGGCUGAAAGAGAUGGAGGAGUACAUGGCAGAAAAGAAGAAGACCAUUUCAAAUUAGUCAGAGUAUGCAUGUCUUUCUUUAUACCCUACUUGCAGGGUUUACGAGUACUGUGUUUCUGCUUAUGCUCUAUUCUUUAUUUAUUUUUCAUAUUCUAGAUCUACUUCUGCUUUAGUGAAGUAUCAAGUAUCUCUCCAGCAGUAAUCAAAAUAGGUAUUUGCAGACAUAUAUUUAAUUCUGUGUGCAUCUUCUUAUCAUCAUUUGUUCAGCAGCCUGAUUGGGAUUCUGAUCCCUGGCUUAUUAUGCAAUAUCUUUUGUUACUAAACGAGGGGAUUGUGUCUCUUGUUUCUUCAACUGUUUUUUAGUUCACGCCUUUGUUCCAUGUGUUUUUGUUGUUUUUUAGUCUUUUCCUAAUCUGGUUUAACAUGGAAGGACCUUGUUCUCCUCUCAGUUUUAAUUUUCUUCCGGAUGGAGAAGAUUUAAUAUUAAUCAUAGGAGGCUGUUUUUAGUAUUAAUUACUCUAAAUCCAGCUUGCACAAUGCUUAAUAUUUUAUUGGCCAAAGAAAACUGCUUAGUAUUUGUUAUGGCAUGUUUCUGCAUUUUGAGAUGGAGGUUGUUUGAAAAGGAAAAUUGAGACAUUAUAUUGGGAAGGAAUGUGAUGGAGUUUGCAUUAUUAGACUUUUUGAUCCUAAUGUACUCGAUCUUGAAGUAUCAACCCCAAUGUGGGCAUCAUGCUGGCACCUUUCCUAUGGAAUAAAUACAUUUUAUUCAUUAAAGCAAAUUCUAAAGGUGUACUAACCAGUGCGAGAAGUUCAUAGUUAGUUGGCAGUAUUUUAUUGCUUCGUAGUUGAUUUUAUCUGUCUUUUAAAAACACCUGUUUCCUCUACAGAAAUUUAUCCCAUUAAGUGGUUCAAAUAGGAGAACCGUGAGCCAGUGAGGCCACAAAAUCAACAGCCGCAUUUCCUUUGGCAAAGCAUGGCUAAUGAGCAUGUCAGGAAAUCCUUCAUCAGAGAUUUGAUAUCCAUAACAAGAUUAGCCGUUGUUAGAUGCCCA